Chara braunii is the source of this 2244-nucleotide messenger RNA. NCBI's taxonomy places the organism in Eukaryota, Viridiplantae, Streptophyta, Charophyceae, Charales, Characeae. The record is from the annotation of a GenBank genome assembly.
GCGCAAAACGGCAGCAAAAAAAGGAAAAGAAAAUGUUGCAAGCACCUCCGCUACACCCACAUCCACAGUGACCUCCAAAGACCCCACACCGGCAAUGGACCCUUCGCUGUUCGUUCCACAAGACAAGGCGAGGCAGGACAAGUUGCAGAGGGAGAAGCCUGUGUGUGGAACAGGGUCAGGAAGCCAGGGAGAAAGGGAGAGGCGAGUAUUGGGUGAGGUGUCGGUUGUGCAUGCAGAUUUGGAGGGGCACGAGCUCAAGAGCGGUGGAACAUUACCUGGAGACGCAGAAGCCGUGUCCAUCGCGCACAGGAGAAAUGGUGAAUGAGCUCAUCAAAUCCGGGGGGAAAGUGUUGCCGGGUGAUAAGAAUAUGCGGUACUUGCUGAAGAAUUACAAGCAGCUGCACGGGAUUUCGGAAGGGGGGGUCGAUCAGACGGAGAAGGCCGACGAGGUGGUUGAAUUUCCCGCAUACCUUGAGCUACAGCCACCGCCCACUGCGGGCAGGGCUGCUCCUCCAUGUGAUGCAGGGGAUUUGCACAAGGAGAAUGCUUUGGAGGCGGCGGGGGGUGAGGCGUCGGGGUCGAACACACGGCUGUCCUCAUUGCAGCAGUCAACAAUAAAGAGGUGGGUGGACAACGGUGCGCAAAAAAAACUGGACAUUGCAUGGGCGGAAACCAUGUUUCGUGCUGGGAUCUCGUUCAACUUCUUGAACUUCGAAACCACCCAGAAACUCCACGAAGUGUACCUGCAGGUGGCAAAGUCAAGACCGCAGGUGAAACUGCCCUCCUUCAACCACAUGAGGACCGUCAUGUUGGACAUUGUGUGCAUGCGAGUGCAGAAGACGGUGGAGCCGUUGACGACUUGUUGGGAUGUGAGCGGGUGUACUUUCGUCACAGACGGAUCAAGUGAUCGUUGGGAGCGGCCCGUGAUGAACUUCUUGGCAGCUGGGGUGGAUGGGGCGGUUUUGGUGGCGACAGUGUCAAUGUCCGGGAGGAAGAAGACCGGACCUGCAUUGGCGAAACUUUGGGAGCAGAUCAUGAGGGAAAUAGGACUGCGUCGAAUCAAUUCGAUCUGCACUGACAACGCGGACGUCAACAAAAGGGCGUCUCAGAUCCUGGAGCGACGAACGGACAAGGAGGUAGCAAGGAUUCUGAGGGCGGUGUUGAAGGACAUAGUCCAUGGUCCGAAUACAGUAAAGUGGAAUGCGAUCCGAUGGUCCACGUUGAAGUUGAGGGUCAGAUCGGAUCGGGUGUACUUCACAUUGAGGAGUGAUGAGUGGUGGACGGGGUUGAACAAGGUGGUUGAGGUGAUGGAGCCCGUGUUCGGCCUCUUGAGGCGGAUGGAUCAGGACGGUACCGGUCCCACAAACCUUGUCAAGUAUGACGACAUGAUAGAGAGGAAACUUAGCCAUGUCUUUCUUACGAUGGAGCAGCGGGCGAGCGUGAUGGAGAAAGUCAAAGAUCGCAUGAAGAUGAUGCGGCAACCCGUCCACGCAGCAGCCUUUCUUUUGGACCCGCGCACGAGAGAACUGAGGUGGUUGCAUGACCAAGACGGUACGCUUGUGCAGAAUGCCAUGCGGUUUCUCUCGAGGCAGGUUGGAGGUGAAUGGAAAGGGCAAGCGCACCUUGACAUUUGGAGUGACCUCAAUGAGUUCCACAACAAACCUACAAGGAACGGCCUGAAAAGGAAUGACACGAAGAUGUGGGACCCCACAGCGAAGGCAGAUGUUGACAAGAAGACACCGUCAGAAUGGUGGGCAGCACACGACGGCGACGUGCCCGAAUUGCAGAAGAUCGCGAUCAAGGUUAUGGGCAUGUGGAGCACCGCAUCGCCGGCGGAGAGGAUCUGGGCUUCCAUGGACUUCAUCCAUUCCAAACGGAGGAACAAGUUGUCGCCAGAAAGCUUGGCGAAGCUACCUGCCCCGAAGCCUGAAGAGAACGAUGGAUCGGUGUCGAAGGGGCCCGAGGAUGAGGCUGAGAAGACAGAGGAGGAGCUUGUACGGGAACGGAGGCUCACAAAGACUCCGAAGGGAAGGGUUCCAAAAAAUCUCAAGGACAAGGACGAAGAGCUCACGGAUGACAGUGAUUUGGAUGUGGAGCUGUGGAAGGGGAAGUGCGGAUUGUCGGAGGACUCAAGUGGCAGAGAAGAGGAUGACGACGAUGACUCCGAUUUUGAGCUAUGACCGGAGCCGUCCGUCCCAAUCACGACGUACGUCGGAAGGAGGCGGACCGGAUGGCAACGCAGAG